This is a messenger RNA of Exophiala dermatitidis NIH/UT8656, 3596 nucleotides long. RefSeq lists its product as uncharacterized. The record is from RefSeq and is a predicted model, not a curated record. The transcript is spliced from 2 exons. Bases 2592 to 2948 code for a protein of 118 amino acids. NCBI's taxonomy places the organism in Eukaryota, Fungi, Ascomycota, Eurotiomycetes, Chaetothyriales, Herpotrichiellaceae.
GGAGGGGAUAGUGUCACGAACACGUGACUAGUGAGCAGGAUAUCAAUUAUAGGUCCAGAAAACCAAGCACAAAUGCUUGGAAUUCAAGUCUUUUUGGAGUACACCCCUACUCCUACGGCCGUGGACCUAUCCGUGACAUUAUUAGUACAAGGAGAGCUGUCGUCGGGCAGACGAAAGUGUUAAAUAGCGAGGCCCGGAAGCAACAAGACCGCAUCGGGCAGAGACUGAGAACGACUCAUUAACGUUGAGAAUACCGAGGAUCGUCCGGGCAAAGGGUGUCGAUAGGGACAGAGACGCGGCAAACAAACGGACGGAGCUGUGAGAAUAGGUCGGACUUGGACCUGGGCACCCUAGACACGGAUGAGACUUGAAAUGGUCGGCGGUAGCCUACGCGGGCUCAAGCUCAGUAGAAAGAGUUGACGCCUUCCUAGAGGGAGACCGGGGUCGACGGUUGUUUCGGCUGCUGGAUCUGCUGCUUGCUCUGCUCCCUCCCCUGGAACGUCCUCCCGCCCACCUGCAAGGGUCUCUGUGUUCGAAGUCACUUGUGGGAGGCGUCAUCUGGUUCAGUCCUUUCCGCAACGAGCCGACAAGCCUCUCCUCCAAUUGCGCCAUGUCUGAUGUAACCCACUCGAGGGUCAUUCGCCUCGUAAAUUCCACAGCGUUCAUGGCAUUCCGGUAGGCUUCUUUGUAUGCUCUUCCGGAGGGAUCCAGCGCGCUGGCGCAGCUAAGGCACACAGAGUGGAAGUCCGGAGUUCCUGAAGCACUUUGGCACAGAUAAUGACCACAAAGAGAUAUUGACUCUGUUGUCAGCUCCAUCGUCAUCACUCGAAUGACUCCAAACAUCUCAUGCUCUUUGCCGAUAGCUUUCUUCAACUGCAGCAUGUUAUUCAGCAUGAUGGCUGCGUUGCUGGAGUUUUGGAGUCGUGCAAUAUCAAGGUGGCCCUGGCGUCCUUUGGCUUCCACGGUGAAGUACGGCCACGCCAGGUUUCUGGCUGGGGACAUCGAGGGCUUGAUGAGUAGCGCAGCGUGUGGAAAUGGGAAAGUAUCUGGAGUAAAGCCGAAUGCUUGAGCAGGUCGAGGAGGACUGAUGGCUGGUCGAAGUUCCGGUUUCAAUAAUAAGCGGUCGAGAAUAGGCAGAAGUUUCGGUAGUAAAGCCUGCAUGACACCACCUUCAUUUACACUCUUGCGGACCCUCCUCGGGAAGUUCUCUGCGCUGUCAUCGCUAGGUCCGGGACUCUUUCUGGUGCUGCCUAGAGCGCCUCUCACUUCGGUGAUGUUUGUGGGCUCUGGUGCGUUGCGGGAAAGGGCGUAAAUGCCUCGGUCUUUCAGCAGGGUCUCAAAAUCUGGGUCGGUCGGCUUGACCACAGCAGAGCGGUCCGACUGAGAACUGAUGUAAGACUGCGACAUCUCAGAUUCUGUGGAGUCGUCCGAAAGUAGACUUGCGCUGUUCACACGGAGGCUUUUCUCUUCGAUGCUUGGUCGAUCUGCGUUGCACUCGACGGACAGGUCGACCGGGACGCUGGAGAAAGGUUGGCUCGUCGGGGCACUUUGAGUGUCAAUCCAAUCUAUGAUUCUGGCGACCGAAAGAUCUGUCUCCGGUCGUUGAGGCGGCAAUAUGCUCCAGGGCUUGCACUGACGCUUGGUCGCUCGAGAGGUUUGCUGGAUAUUACUCUUCGGACUCUUCAGAGAUGGAGCAGUACGGGAAGUGCGCUUCGGUGAAGAGCUAUGGCCGUUCUCGUCGUAGGCGGGUAAUGCCGUAUCUCUAAGAUCGAAGGACGGCUUUCUCUUCUUUGGCAUAGAAUGGACAGUCGGUGGCAUUCUGGCGGGAGUCUCAGCACGCCAGAUCCAUGAGACGGGAUGUUUACAAUUGUUGAGGUUCGGCGAUAGCUGAAACAAGGGCAACUUGGAGGCAAAAGUGCAACCGAGCAGCGACAGCCAACUUAUUAAAGUCUACUGGGUUGUGCCAUUCCAAACUCCUCCACAGCACGAGGCGUUGUCGGCGCCAAGAAGUGCUACAAGGUUGUGAAACUUGAAAGACCUACAGUACUACUGUACAACUUAUCAACUUCUUCCUUCGAGUUGUCCACAGCCUGAGCAUCGCUUUUCCCCACCGCGAUGCAAUGAGCUGAACUCAAGCUCAUUCCAUUCUAUGAUCAUGGACACGGUCAAUAUACCAAUCAAGGGCUACGUUGAUUCAGGCACCUUAUCGUCUCUCUUGGCACGUUACAGCACCAUGCUUGUUUUCUAUGGUAACUGCCGGCCAUCGGCUUCUGCGCUGGUGGUGUCAAAGCCGGUUCAAUCGCCGCGGGAGUGCAAGCCCCUCUGUACGGGGCUUUCUGUAACACUACGCGUUUCUAGGCCUCUGGGGUUCUUCGAAUAUCCUAUCUGGGAGGGAAUCCCGAUAGCUCCGGAAUGCAAACUUGGACCUUAUAAACGUUGAUGCAAAUGCAAGACCGAAUUUUCCUCCUGUGCCAGCUCAGGGCGGACACUCCAGAAAGUCAAGUGGGGACACUGGAGCAACUUGCAACAUCGAGGAUGAUUUAGCGAUCCACUCAUACAGAAUACAGUCUCAAGGACAAACUAGAAGCCCGAUGAUGAAUCGGAUCCGGAAGUCCUUGCUGGUAGUAGCGCGGUGGCAGGGCAGGGCAUCUGGAUAUUCAGUUGGCUUGACAUCAUCCCAUCCUUUCCUUCUACUCUUGCUUAAUACUCGGGACCUCUUCGAUUUCCAAGUUCUGUUUGCGAUGGACCUGCUCGUCGGCCAGAAUGUCAUCGCAAAACUUGAUUUUGGCGAAUUGGCGGGUGGGCGUCUUGUUUUCGUACAGGGAGUCGAGUUGUUCGAGAGAAAAGCCCUUCAUCUCGGGGAGGAAGAAGAAUACCCAGGCCACAGUGACGAAAGAGAAUGCCGACCAAAUAAAUCCCUAGAAUUUUCACUGUGUGUGUUAGCCUGAUUUGGGCAGGGAAGGGGCCCAGGAUUUGACAAAGCCAGGUGGACGCAGGGGAUCAUAUAUGCUAGAUAUGUUAUGCUUACAAUCUUGCCUUGCAGAUUCCCAUAGCCCUUGUCUGGAUGUAGGGCGAGACGGAAGAGAUGAGUAGCGAAACGCCGAACCCCAGGAAGACGGCGGUGGCGAGAACCCGCUCACGGUUGCGAGUUGGGGCAGUUUCGGCGGUAGUGAUCCAGAUCAGCGGCGACAUUAUUCCGAAUCUGAUGUUCCAGAGCGAUGGCGGCCUUGGAGGUGGCGCUGCUCGGGGGUUUGAUGGUCGUGUUGAUGAUGGAGAUGAUCAACAGGGUGAUAGCACAGUACAGGGCCGUGGACAUCAGAAGCGGGCGGCGGCCGAACCGGUCCGGCAAGUAGUGACCGCUGAGGAUGGAGACCCAGUAGAUGACAUUGAUGGCCAUCAGGAUGAAAUGGCUGUUGAAUAGGAGGGCCUGGGUAUUCAAUGCGGGUGGGGUGCGGAAAUGACGCUGCGUAGAAUUUGGGCAUAGGACUGGCCACACCGUCUGCCCAAACCUUUUCCUGCUUUAGCCACGAUAUUCAGGUACCAUACCGCCGUAACUGUGCCAGCCCAAGAACAUCACAUCGCGUGGUUCCAGUGCA